CACCCGAUCUGCGACGCGUCUAGCGGACUCGCUCGGGCGGUUUGUAAAGGACGCCUCGGCUGUCAUGUGCGAGCGUUUCUUUUGUUCCCGGAGCUGUCCCCGUUCGGCUGCGUGUCUUACUGAUCUCGAGUAGCUUGUAAUCUCAUCAGUGUCAAACCUCAGCUCCCGUCCGACUGCAAAAAAGGAACGUCCACUUACUACCAGAGAGACAUACUGGUGCUGUGCGGGAUUUUCCUACCUCUGGACAGAACGGGUUGCCCUCACCUGCGCAACUUUUUUUAAAAAAAAUUAUUAUUAUUCUACUCAUUUGUGUAUUUUUACUGUUACAAGUAUUAGUACGCGGCACAUUCACCGACUCUGGACUAGUUAUGCCAUUUUAAACUUUGAGAACUUGGCAAGUCAUGGGCAACAUAAGAAACGCAAUAUUAGUUUCGCUGGUUAUAAUUUGUGUGGUGGAACUUUCUGUCUGUGUAAGGAGGACCAAUGUGAGAAAAUCAGAGCGCCUCAGUCCGCCCCUGGACAUCCAGCUGGAGACAGUGAACUGCACGGCCUUCAGUGUCCGGUGGCGCAUGCCCCGCCGCCACGUCAGCACCAUCACUGGGUACAAGAUAUUCUACACAGAGGUGAGGAACGGUCGACCAGCAAGCACAGCAGUGACAUUGGAUGUGCCCCUCAGUCUGGACAGUCUGACCACUGGGCAGGUGGAUGGACAAGCAAGCUUUGAUGUGGAGAUUGGGAACCUGAGGGUGGCCACCCAGUACCGGGUCAGUGUUGGAGCGUAUGGGUGGGCGGGUGAGGGGCGACCCAGCAUGCCACGGGACGUCAGCACCGCCCCACACGAAAUGUGCAUGCCCCCAUCUCCCCCGACACAGCCUGGGGUGAAAGUGGUUUCGGACACAGAACUCGCAUUGUCGUGGAAACAGGGGGAGAGUGAGGGAAGUUCACAGAUUCUGCACUUCUUGGUGGCUUACAUAAGGCCAGAGCUGGACACAGAGUGGACCUACAUCAGGGAACCAAUUGAGACAAACUCCAUGGUACUGAAAGGUCUGAUCCCGGACACAGAAUACCAGUUUGUGGUUCGAGCUGUUAAUGUCCACGGAGUGAGCCCACCCAGUGCCAUCAACAACCCCGUCCGGACCCUCAGUGAUUUCCGAACAUGUGUGUGGGAGGGCCACAAUUUCCAAUACCUGGUGAACCAGCACAGACACAGAAUGAAAGGUGCCGAGGAGGCUGGGAGUGGAAACUACGGCCAGCGCUACAUCACAGGCUCUAAGAUCUAUGAUGACGACAGCUUUGAUGUAGAUGACUCUGACUAUGACAUCUACAUUGAGGAGCUCAAGCCAUUUCCUGCCAUCACAGAAAACAGGAAAUCACAGCUGAGGUCCCAGACAGGGAAAGGAAACACAAUAAUAUACAGGAGGACCACAGCCGCUCCAAACACCACUGCUACCAGGACCACACCCGUCCGGCAGGGCACCACCACAGCUACGUCCUACGCCUUCUACACCACCACUGUGGCCUACAGCAUGAUCUCCUCCCCCUCAGCCCCCCCCACCACUACCGCCGCGGCCUCCAGCACCACCUCCACCCCCACCACCACCACGCCUCCCACACAGGCCCCCACCCCCUCCAGGCCCAUGACGCAGUGGAGGGGGCCCAUGCCACGCCUUUACGACCUGCCCUGCGAGGAUACGGUGUGCCCCCCUGACAGCUUCUGCAUCAAUGACUAUGACAGCGGGGGGUCACGGUGCCACUGUGGCCUGGGCCGAAGAGGGGACACCUGCGCUGAGGGUGUGUCCGUACAGUACCCACAGUUCUAUGGUUUCUCCCACAUGACCUUUGAACCACUAAAGAACUCCUACCAGACUUUUCAGAUCACCAUUGAAUUCAAGGCGGUGGCUGACGACGGGCUGCUGCUGUACUGUGGUGAGAAUGAACACGCCCGUGGGGACUUCAUCUCUCUGGCGCUCGUCCGCCGCAAGCUGCACUACAGGUUUAACUGUGGCACAGGGGCGGCCCAGAUCAUGAGUGACAGCCGGGUGGUGCUGGGACAGUGGCACACCGUCACCGUUUACAGGGAUGGCCUGAGCGGCUGGCUGAGGCUUGACAACGACACGCCUGUCUCCGGCCGCUCACUGGGACAGUACACCAAGAUCACCUUCCGCACCCCGUUCUUUGUCGGGGGCUCCCCCAGCGCGUACUGGCUGGCGAGGGUGGCCGGGACCAACCGGGGCUUCCAGGGGUGCGUCCAGAGCCUCAACGUCAACGGCAGAGUCAUCGAUAUGAGGCCCUGGCCCAGGGGCCAGGCGCUGAGUGGAGCCGACAUCGGUGAGUGCAGUGACAACAUUUGUGGAGAUGUCACCUGUGCCAAUGGAGGGAUGUGCUUUGCUAACCGGGCGGACGGGUUCAUCUGUCUGUGCCCACUCGGCUUCAGAGGCCCACUCUGCCAAGAGAGUUUUCUGUUAUCUCUGCCGAGCUUCAACGAGACGCGCAUGUCGUACACCAGCGCCCCCUGGCCACAGUCUUCCAAGCAGUAUUUGUCCUUCAUGGAGUUUGAGAUAACCUUCCAGCCAGCGCUGUCCGAUGGCACUCUGCUGUACAGUGAGGACACGGGGAGCAGAGAUUUCCUGUCAAUUACACUGGUGGGCGGGUACCUGGAGUUCCGCUUCGACUGCGGCUCAGGGGCAGCUGUUAUCAGGAGCGAGGAGCCCAUUGAAAUGGACACAUGGCACGAGCUGCGGGUCUCCCGCACUGCCAAAAACGGCAUCCUGCAGGUGGACAGCCAGAGGCCCACGGAGGGCAUGGCAGAGGGGGCUUUCACUCAGAUCAAGUGUAGCACCCCCCUCUACAUUGGCGGGGUCCCAGACUACGACAACACCAAGAGCAGCGCAGGUGUUCUGCGCCCCUUCAGUGGCAACAUUCAGAAGGUCCUCCUGAACGACCGCACCAUCCAGCUGACGGCGGACACGGCGCAAGGGGUGAACGUGGAGAACUCCCUGCACCCCUGUGUGGCCCAGCCCUGCGCCAAUGGCGGGACGUGCCGACCCAAGUGGGAUGAGUACGAGUGUGACUGCCCGCUGGGCUACGACGGCAGGCACUGCCAGAAAGAGUGUGGAAAUUAUUGCUUGAACACCGUUACAGAGGCCAUUGAAAUUCCACAGUUCAUCGGCCGUAGCUAUCUCACCUAUGAUAACAGGGACAUUCUCAAAAGGGUCACAGGCUCCAGGACGAAUGUGUUCAUGCGCUUUAAGAGCACAGCAAAGGAUGGCCUGUUAUUGUGGAGAGGGGACAGCCCCAUGAGGCCCAACAGCGACUUCCUGUCUCUGGGGCUGCAGGAUGGUGCUCUCAUCUUCAGCUACAACCUGGGUAGUGGUGUUGGCACUGUGAUGGUCAACGGCACCUUUAGUGAUGGAAGAUGGCACCGGGUCAAGGCUGUCAGGGAUGGCCAGUCUGGGAAGCUGACAGUGGAUGACUAUGGGGCCAAGACCAGUAAAUCACCAGGGAAAAUGAGGCAGCUAAACACCAAUGGUGUCCUGUAUGUCGGGGGAAUGAAGGAGAUUGUGCUGUACACAAACCGGCAGUACAUGCGAGGUCUGGUCGGCUGCAUCUCCCAUUUCACCCUCUCCACAGACUACCACAUCGCCCUGGUGGAGGAUGCCGCUGACGGCAAGAACAUUAACACUUGCAACAACUAAAAGCUGCAGUACCCUUGUUUCCAGGGGGACUCUGUUAGCAGCAGGACCACUAACACAAGGACCACAUAAAAGGAGCGCUGUGUGACUGGAGAACUUGAUGGCACUUCUUGGGGGAAAAACGAAGGGUCACAUCUCCAUUUCCUGAAGGACAAUGUUUUGGGAUUAUCCUAAAUGAUUUAAAUUGUACUUAUUUAUUUUUUGUACAUCCUGAUCAGAUUAUUUAAACCCUCAAUGUUUAGUAAUUUGGGGUGUGUUUUAUAA
Molecule: messenger RNA, 3956 nt
Organism: Megalops cyprinoides (Indo-Pacific tarpon)
Lineage: Eukaryota; Metazoa; Chordata; Actinopteri; Elopiformes; Megalopidae
Product: pikachurin
Exons: 26
Coding region: 402-3695 (1097 amino acids)
Molecular function (GO): protein binding; calcium ion binding
Source: RefSeq, a predicted model, not a curated record